UGCGUGUAUCAGUGAAAAAUAUUGACAUCAAUUAUAUUUGAUUAUAAUCAAACUAACAAUUGUUUUUCAUACAGUUCUUUAAGUCACUAAGUUAAAUGUUUAUACAAGACGGUUUCAAGUUAUUCUUUGAGUUUUAAAGUGUUGAAGAAGCAGCUGUGUUUUUUUUGUAGAUAUGCCUGUGAAAUUAUCUUGUGUUGACAAGAAAACAAAAAAGUGCUUGUAAAUUAAAAUCUUAUUACUUGCCAUGAAAAUGAAAAUCAUUGACCGGUUUAAUAAAAAAAAUACCAAAAUGACUUUUUUGAACAUGGAUACAAUGUUUUACAUUUUGCAUUAUGUGUUCUUGGAUUUUUUGCUUUUUUCGGGAUGCAAAGCAGGAUCCCAUGAAAAACAAUUGCUACACCACUUACUUGAUGCGUAUAAUGUGUUGGAACGACCUGUAGUGAAUGAAUCAGAUCCACUGCAACUGUCAUUUGGUUUGACUUUAAUGCAAAUCAUUGAUGUGGAUGAAAAAAAUCAACUAUUAAUAACAAAUAUUUGGCUUAAAUUGGAAUGGAAUGACAUGAAUUUAAGAUGGAACUCGUCGGAAUAUGGAGGUGUGCGUGAUUUGCGAAUACCACCUCACCGACUGUGGAAACCAGAUGUGCUUAUGUAUAACAGCGCUGAUGAAGGAUUUGAUGGCACAUAUCCUACAAAUGUGGUUGUUCGUAACAAUGGAUCUUGUUUAUAUGUUCCUCCAGGAAUUUUUAAGUCGACUUGUAAAAUAGAUAUAACCUGGUUUCCAUUUGACGAUCAACGCUGUGAAAUGAAAUUUGGAAGCUGGACCUAUGAUGGUUUUCAGUUGGAUUUGCAACUUCAAGACGAAAGUGGAGGAGAUAUAAGUAGUUUUAUUACUAAUGGAGAGUGGGAAUUACUUGGUGUGCCAGGAAAACGUAACGAAAUUUAUUACAACUGCUGUCCCGAACCAUACAUCGAUAUAACAUUUGCAAUUCUGAUACGGCGAAAAACGUUAUAUUAUUUUUUUAAUUUAAUUGUACCUUGCGUUUUAAUUGCGUCGAUGGCAUUACUUGGAUUUACACUCCCGCCAGAUUCCGGUGAAAAGCUUUCUCUAGGAGUCACAAUUUUGUUAUCUCUUACCGUCUUCCUUAAUAUGGUGGCAGAAACAAUGCCGGCAACAAGUGAUGCAGUCCCACUAUUAGGAACCUACUUCAAUUGCAUUAUGUUUAUGGUUGCAUCAUCUGUGGUAUCAACGAUAUUAAUUUUAAAUUAUCAUCAUAGAAAUGCUGAUACACAUGUUAUGAGCGAAUGGAUUCGUAUCGUAUUUUUAUAUUGGUUACCAUGCAUUUUACGAAUGAGUCGUCCAAACCAAGAAGCGUAUGAGUUAGAAAAAGCUGAGAAAAAAUCGCAACAAAUUCAAAGUGUGGAAUUAAAAGAAAGAUCAUCAAAAUCGCUGUUAGCAAACGUACUUGAUAUUGAUGAUGACUUUCGUUGCAACCACAGUUGCAUUGGUGCUACAUUGCCACAUCAACCGACUUACUACCGAACAGUUUAUCGACAGUCUGAUGAUGGUCAUAUUGGUGAAGGAAGAUUACAUGAAACAAUAUCACAUUCGUGCUUUAGUUCGUCCGCUGAAUACGAAUUAGCACUAAUACUGAAGGAGCUGCGUUGGAUUACCGAUCAGCUCAAAAAAGAAGAUGAAAGCAGUGAUGUUACUCGAGAUUGGAAGUUUGCUGCAAUGGUGGUAGAUCGUUUGUGCCUUAUCAUAUUCACGCUUUUUACUAUUAUUGCAACUUUAGCAGUGUUAAUAUCAGCGCCAAAUUUCCUUGUUUCAUCGUCGUAACAAAAUAGUUAUUUAUUUUUUUAUUUUAAAAUACAGGGACAGCAUAUUAAGUUUACUAUUUUAUUGGUUACAUUCAUUCCACACGUUCGAAGUUAAUUUCAUUGCAUAAGGUAACAUUUCUACGCGAAAAUCAUAUUUCCAAUAUGAUCUUAUUAAUAUUUAACAUCGGCAAAAUGAAACAGCACAUAUCUUACUAAAUUCAUGUUAAGCAACAUUUUACGACUUUUACUUGUUUUCGUCCAAAAGCAGUAAGUGUUGCUCAGCAUGGUUUUUUAACUUUCUUUUUCAUAUUUUAAUUUUUAUUUUCAUAAAGUACAGUUAGAGGCAGUGAAUUUUCAGCAUUAAUUUCGUACAGCUGUUUUUCAGCUGAUCCACACAAACCAUCAAAACUGUUUACACGUCUUUAUAGGGUUUUACUACUACCACGCACGCGCGUGUAGCAGCUUCAACCGUAUAAACGAAUAUAAGCAGUUUUGAUUGUAUGUGUCGAUCAGCUGAAAAACAGCUGAAGCAAAUUAAUGCUCAAAUUUCACUGCCUCUGACUGUAAUUGGAAUUUAUUCUACACUUUUUAUCUAGCUGAAAUAACUUAUAUGAUUUUAGAACACCCUAUUCACAUGGUACAGACAGGAAUUUUAGGGUGGGGGCAACGGCAGAAAAAAAGGUAUGAAGAAAUAAAAUCAUCUCAGGAAACUCAGACCCGUCCCACUCUAGCCCAAUAGUAGUUACCGCCCUGAGUACAUGGUCUAUUUUGGGAAAAUUUAUGUACACGAGUCAGAACAACUGAUGCAACUGAGUCUCAUAUGACCUGUAAACCUAUUGUGAACGUGACUCUAGUGGGUCCACAACCCUAAUAAGUCCAACCUUUAUGCGUCCACAAUGCCGAAACCCUAUUGCGUACUUGGCAUUAUUAUCCACUUAGCUCAAGUGUGGAACAACACUUUUCGAUUGUAUUCCAAAGAACUUUUGCAUUUCUGAGAUCAAAUGACAAAACCAUUUUUCCUCAUUCACUGGUUCCACCACUUAAUUUGCUCUAGAGCUUAGCGAAUGUAAGGGUUUUUCAUGGUCUUUUGAGUAGUAUUGUAAACUUUUGGGGCUGCUGAGAUGGAUUCAUGCCAGUUCCUAAAAUUUCGUCACUUACUCAUGCUUAAACAUCGUUCCAGUACUAAAUCUUCCGACCUAUAGACUUAAAAACUUAUUAAUUUUACUUUUGUUAGGAACAAAGGCGACACUCGCUCAAAGAAAUCACUCAUGAAUCUGGCAAUAAUCAAGAAGGCUCUUAGAAUGAACUAAAUCAAAGGAGACAGUUGUAAGACGAUGUAAAAAUGA
Molecule: messenger RNA, 3164 nt
Organism: Bradysia coprophila
Lineage: Eukaryota; Metazoa; Arthropoda; Insecta; Diptera; Sciaridae
Gene: nAChRalpha7
Product: nicotinic Acetylcholine Receptor alpha7
Biological process (GO): monoatomic ion transmembrane transport
Cellular component (GO): postsynaptic membrane
Molecular function (GO): transmembrane signaling receptor activity; acetylcholine-gated monoatomic cation-selective channel activity
Source: RefSeq, a predicted model, not a curated record